Messenger RNA from Xenopus laevis (African clawed frog), 24709 nucleotides. RefSeq lists its product as uncharacterized. The record is from RefSeq and is a predicted model, not a curated record. The transcript has 58 exons. Lineage: Eukaryota; Metazoa; Chordata; Amphibia; Anura; Pipidae. The coding region runs from base 712 to 23178 and encodes 7488 amino acids.
GUGAACAGUCCCUCCUUCAGCUCCUCUCUUGGCCCACUCGCACAGUACUUACCAGGCCACACUGUGUAUUUAUAUCAAAAGUCAGAGCAGGGCUUGUGAGGGAAUAUGAUAAAUCAUGCCCCCUUGUUGCCUCCCCCCACCCCACGACCAUGGGGGCUGCUCUAUAGCUAGUUAUUCCACUGUAACACAUGAAAAUACAUUGUCUUUGUAGGUGUCCCUAUAAAAAAAAAAAAAGAGAUUGCACAAUUUUUUUCUUAACCUAAUAUUCACAGUCAAAGAAUGUGUGGUGUGCAAUAAACUGUUGACACCACACGCAGAGUGUAUUUGCUCACUUCUACUAUGCUAAAUGUCAUAGAGGGAAAAGCUAGUGUAUGACUACUGGGCUUGGUAGGGGAGGGGUGGGAAAAAGGUGUGCUUUAAAGGCCACCCAGACAAUGAGUAGCAUCUCUCGUUAUUCCAGUCUGUACUAACAGCAACACAGGCUCAUUAGCAAACACUGAGCGCUGCUUUCCUUUGCCAGGCUACCAAGAAAUCAUCUCCUGCUGCUCUGAAAUUCCCCAUAGUGCUCCAUUACCUUACAUCAGCGGAAAAAGAUGGCCUGGAUAUAUUUUCUCACAUCAUUUGUUUUAAUUUUUUAACACCAAAUGUAUCAUAUUUCUACAUAUUUAUUUUUUUUAACUUAAUUUUUUUCUAAACUGCACAUAAAGCAAGAUGGCUUCAUUUUUACACCAACUCAGGGUUCUCUUAUGGAAAAACUGGCUGAGCAUCUUGAGGCAGCCGGUUUGGUCUUUGGUCCUCAUUUUAUGGCCUGUGGUCAUAUUUGUAAUAAUUGCAAUCACCCGAUCAAAAUUUCCUGGAGAUAUCCAGCCAAACUGCUACUUGGCUCCGCGCAACCUGCAGAGCACAGGGAUGGUACCCUUUCUUCAGAACUUCCUCUGUGAGACAGGUUGUCAAAAAAUGUCCUACCUGCCUACUACAAUAUUUACUAGCACAACAAGCAGAAUACAAAAGCGCUCAGUUGAUUCUGGAGGGGGAGGUGCCACGUUCUUGAUAAGAGCAUCAGACAACACAUCAUCUUCAUUGGGGCAAAACAAAACAAAUCAAAAUAACACAAGUCCGCUGAGCAAUCUCACCGAAAAUGUAAAUACUGCACAGAUGGUGAUACAGAGGUUGCUUUCAGGAGAUGUAAAUGGAGCUCUUUGCCUUUCUGCUAUAUCAUUAUUGUCACCCAAUCAAACCAGCAGCUCCCAGGACUUCUGCAAAAACAUAACAUCACUGACCCAGUUUAUAAAACUGGCAAUAAACCAGAUUGGCUUAAAUAUGACCGUACUCCUCAGUACAAUGCAGACAGUGUCAACUGAGUUUCAAAAAGUACAAAAUAACACUGCGUUUUGGAAUCAGCUUCUUAUGUUACCACAGUAUAUCAAGGAUCCAAAAAGUUUUCCCUUUGGUGGAGCGCUGACUGUAGAAGUACCUCCAGUAAUCCAGGAACCUGCAGAUAUCAAUUCCUGCAUUAAGUUCAUCCUAAGGAUAGAAAAAAUAGUGCAAAACAGCACCUUAAAUGUUGAAGUUUCUGGCCAGUGGGAGACGUUGGCAGGUCAGAAUCUUACUAAGGAGAUUGAAGCCUGCAUUUCAUUGUUCAAGAGCUUGCCAUGUGUGAAUGGGACUUCUGAAUGCUGGCCUCAAUUGAAAACAUUUUUUUCAUUGGUGAUGUCUCUUAACAGUCCAUCUAUCAACAGUCCAUGCAUGUCCAAUGUCUCGGAAGUGGUGUGCAACAGUUCCAUCAACAGUUCAGGGACUCUCCUAAGCAAAGUUAUUACAAGUCAACCAGCAGAACUUUUAAGAUUUUUACCACAAACUUGGACACUUGUAAAACAGUAUAACAUUGAUGAAAUUAUCAAUCAGAAACUUCAACAAGCAAUUGCCAGCCAGUACCCUGGUAAUCUUCAAGUGCAACGUACCCUUACAGGCCUUGUGCAGCUGCUAUUUAAUACCACCGAUUUACUGAUUAACGAGGUCUCAACCAACUCUCAAAUUCUGAAUAUCACUAGCUCCUUGCAAGUACUUCAAAAUAUAUCAAAUCAGUUCAACAUACUUUUUCUUCAAAAUAAUCAGGCAGAGUUGCUUAACACCACAGAAAAUAUUGUUAGCGCCCUACAAAUUACUGCUCAGAAUUUCCUGCACUGGAACAAUUUCAGUGACUUGACUUUGCCCUAUAAUGGAUCAGAUGAGGCCUUGAAAGAGCUCCAGACUUUAGUUAAUACCUGGAUGACCAUUAGUUUAGAAAAUGCUCUCUUAAAUGACACAACAAGAAUAAUUGGGAUUCUUUCUAUGCUUAACCAGUCAUCAUUCACUCCAUUAAAACAAAUAUUUUCAGCUCUUUUGAACUUGGACCCAAUGGCAGCCAACAUAACCAAUGUAGUGAUCAAAACGUUAAACAUAUUAAGUGAGUCAAUAUCUUUAACUAAUUCAUCAGACAGCUCUUUGCUUGCUGAAUUUUACUUAAAGCAGAUUGCAAAUUUUAUAUCUGAUAAUAACCUGCAAAAGAAACUUUUGUUCUUCCAAUUACUUUUCAACAACAGCAGCCAGCUCUCUUUUUUGCAAUCUGAUAAUCUUAAGACUGUGGCUAUGGAUUUCUUGUUACUUUUUACUCCAUCCAACCUUCAAAACAUAAGCUCAGACCCCACUCAUGCAGCGUCAUCUUUAUUCAAUUUGAUAUCUAAUGUCAUUCCUGUAGAAGGGCAAGGUAUUUUUCACGAACUGGUGAAUGCUACACUGACUCUACUUCAAUCAGUUGCCACUUGCCAGAGGAGCAAUUCAAACUGUACCGGCACUACCACAAUGUUUCAGCAAAUGUUGUCGGGGUCCAUAUCUUUUAUCAACUCUCUAAAAAGUGAUAUUCAGCAACAAUUUAUAAAUGUUUCUGUGUUGCAAUUUCCCAUUCCUAGCAGUGCUGAAAUUGAUGUAAUUAACAACAUAUACAAUAUGGCUUUGUGUUAUCAAGGCAAGUCCUGUACCACCUUCAAUAAUAUCUAUAAUGAAACCAGGAAAAUUAUAGAUAUACUAAUAGAAUACACUUUCGGAAAUGGUUCAAACAUCCUUUCCAACCCAGCACUUCUAGAAGAGUUAAAACAAAACCUUACUACCUUUGAACAGGUUCUUCAUUCUGUAGAUGUAAAUAAGCUGAUGUCUCAGCUAGAGAAUUUUAUCAAUGGAUCCACCUGUUUGAUCUACGCAGAUACCCAGCCAUUGAACUGUACAGUAAAACUGUUUUCUUUUCUCAUGGGCCUCAUUCAGAGUUGUCCAUUGCCUCAGCAAGUGAAUGAAACUGUCCAUGUGGCUUCUUCUAUUGUAAAUUUCUGGGUAAAAGAACUAAAUUCAUCAUUAGAUUUGACCUACAUCUACAAUUUAACAAAGCUAACAUUUCAGAAUAAUUCAAUGAUAAUGGAUAUUAACACAAUGAUUACAAACAUUGCAAAGACUUUAGAAGAAAUUGAAAUUAUGUUAAACACUAACAGCCAGGAGCCUAUACUAAUUAUUAAAAACCUGGUUGAUAUUAUAAACUCUGCAAACACAAAUAACACAACUACCCUCUUUCUUCAAAUAGAGCAAGAACUGAUAAAUAUAAAAACACAACUUCAGAUUGCUCAGUGGUAUAUAACUUAUGUAAAAAAUAUAACAGAAUCAUUUCAGACUUCUGGCAAUUGGUAUCCUAUCAGGACAAUGACACAACUUAUAUUAAAUAAUAUUCUAUCUACUAUGAAAGAAAAUCCCUCCUUGACAUUAUUUGCAACAGAAGUAAAUAAUACACUUUACUGGUUAGGACAAUCAAAUCUUAUACCUGUUAUUCAAAGCCUGUUAAGUGCAACAUCUCAAAAUGGUGUUCAAAGCAUAGACCAGAUUAUAAACCAAACUAUGUCUAUAAUGCAAACUAUAUUUCAGGAUAAGAACUUUUGGAAUACUUUACUUAGUGAAACUCAACAAUAUGAUGUGAUGUUUGUGCUCAGACUAAUACAGAAAAUAAGCACAGAAAGUCAAGCCAAUUUAUCAUCUGUUUUAAUCUCAGUGGAAAGAGUUAUUUAUGCAUUGGAAAGCAUUCUAAACAAUGCAUCUCUGGACAUGGCAUUUGAUAGGGAUAUCAUGGAAAUAAUCUACAACAUUCCCACUGGGAUAAUGAGUAUUAUUUCUAAUACUGGAAACACAAGCAAUAUUAAUAGGGAUAUGAUAUUAAAUAUUUCCAUAUUGCUGCUGCAGAACUGGAAUUCAAGCAGAGUGCCAAUUCUUCAUUCUAUAGAGCAACACUUGAUGGAUCUAUUAGAUAUAGGCAUGCAGUGUCAUUUAAAAAACAUGACUCCAGCAAGUACUCAAAACUGCUCAACCACAGACAUUCUACAAGGUAUACAGAAAAUACUGAAUUAUUCCGGCUGUCAAGAUUCCCUUCUGCUUUCUGACAGUAGCAAUGGCAUUACUUUAACUAAAAUAGUGGAAAAUGCUUUGCAUUUUUCACAGACAGGAAAUAUGAGUGGAUGCCUGAUUGAAGGUGUACAUCUCGCAGAUGAAUUGGUGUGCUUCACUGAAAUAAUAAGAAUCUAUACUGAGUUUCUUUCCAAACCAAAUGAUGCUUUUGGUCUUAACCUUACUUGGAUUCAACAACUAAAUGGGGAAAUAACUCUAAUUUCAAAAAAGCUUUUGGAAAACAACAAGACAUGCUCAGUGAUAGACAGAGCCACUCUAAAUAUAAUGGAACAAGUGUUUGAAAGCCAGAUGCUUUUGUUGCAGAAGCUUCUUUCUUUUAUUGCACACCAGACUACCAUUAAUGGUCAUAAUCUCCCUUCAUACACUGAAUAUUGGGGAUGGCUCUCUGAAACUGUGGAGUUCUACAUCUCUCAACAGCAACCAACACUUUUAAAUGAUAGUAUGUUCAAGAUUUUGAAUGAAACCAUGAUUCAACUAAAAAAUCUCACCCAGACCUCCCAAAAUUGCAGCACACAGUCUGUAGUCUCUGCAGUAUGGAACAUUCUGGGCAACUUGCCAAAUAAAUUGGGUCACACAGAAGCAAUGCAAAAUUAUUCACAAUUCCUCAGUGAUCUACACAAAGCUGUUAAUCUUGCUAUAAGUUUGGAAAGGAUGCUGUCAAAUAACAGUUAUGAAAGCUUCCCAGAAGGGUUUCAGACUUUUAUAACUCUUUUGAAUUCAGAACUUAAUUUAACUUCUCCUGAGUUAUGUAGCACUGCAGUAAAAACCUUUAUUGCUACUAACCAGAGUGUGGGCAGAGAGAUGGACACACAGUUAAUAUCUAUCAUGAGCAACUGGUCAUGCAAUUUGAUUUUUGGCAAUAUUUCCAUAGUAGACUGGAUGAAAGAGCUUAAAAAUCUUGCAGCUACAAUAGCAAAUACACAGAAUAGUCCUUUACAGUAUGUGGAGAUUGCCCAACAAAUAUCAUCAUUAAUAAAAGAGGUUUUAAAUUCUACCUCAACAGUAAACUUUCAUGCAGUUAUAAACUCCCUAAAUGCAGUUUCCAAUGCCCAAUAUGACUCAGUAAGUUGGAAUGUGUACACAUCUCUGCAUGACUUUAUUACCUCUUUACAGUUAUCUCUAAAUGUUGCAUUAUCCAGUGGAACUCUUGGACCCCUGGCAGUAAGUGAAAAGAUCACUGCUGAUACAAUUGGGUCAUUGGACAUCUUACUGAAAAGGCUAAAUGUCACAGGAUAUGAGGACAUUUUGACAUUUACUAACAACAUCGUUCAGCUGUAUUUCAGAAGCAGAAACAGUUCAUUUGCCUUGGACAACUUAGCUCAAAUGACAUGGAAACAGCUAUUGAGCUAUCUACAACAAAAUGGAUUUGAGAAGGUACUUAUUCAAACACUUGAGAGUCAUAUCUUCAGUUAUAGCCCUGAAACCCAAGGGACAGCAAAGAUCCUGCAGAUUUUACUGAAUACUGUGUUCUCCUCAUUUGAUGGACCCUUUUCUGAGUUGGGCCUCCAAGCACACUACCUCAACAACAGCAUGAUAAUAGGCAUAAUAAGGAACAUUGUGGGGAAACUAAAUAACACCAUAUUUCAAGAAAACCUCAUGGAUGACAAGAGAAAAUUCACAGAACUAAUUGUAAAUCUCAUGGAUUUUGUAUUACAGAACAAUCUUAAUUGGGACAAUGAUUCACUGGACUCUCAAUUUCUCCAAAAUGAAACAAGUGAAAUGAAAAAUGUCCUUGAGAACCUGGUGAAUGACUGGCUAUUAAUAAGCACAGCAGAAAAUGAACUUCUAUACAACAGCAGCUCAAGCUUUAUAAAGGCAUUUUAUCUUUUGUUUAAAGCAAGUAAUAACACACAAGCAAUGGAGGCACUGCAGUUUUUCUUAAACACCAAUGACAGUAUAAUAAGCAUUCCCUUUCUCAUUGAUGCACUAAAGAAUUUUUACAACUUCAGUAGAGAAACUUCUGCUGACAUGAAUGUUCUUACUGAACUGUACCUGAAACAGUUAGUGGUAUUUCUAUCCAAUGGUCAGCUAAAUAAAUUUCUCCUAGAAUUAAGUGCAAUUCAGGAGAUCACAUUUUUGCACGCCAGUGAUGCUGCAAUGGAUAUUUUACAAUUUCUAAACCCUGAUAAUCUGUACAAUAUUAAUGACAGUCAGGGCCUGAUUCAAAAACUUCUUACUACUUUAUCAAGCUACAUGCCUAUGGAAGACAAAGCAGGCUUUGGAAAUAUCUCCAGCUCCAUUGUGUCAGUUAUUGAGGCACUUAACAACUGCACAAAUGCUUCAGGGAAAUGUCUGACCUUAGUUUCUGUGUUUCAGAACGUGGUUACAGAUGUGAUUAAUGUUCUUAAUUCCAUAGAGAACAAUAGCAUUCCCAAUAAUUUUUCCAAUAGCUCUUUGCAGCAUUAUGCCACAUUUGAUCACUCACAUAUUUCCAUUAUAAAUAAUAUUUAUUGGCUUGCUGCACAGUCUCAGGAAAUAUUUUAUAAUGAUACAGGAGAAUUUACAGAUGUGUACCAAGAAGUUCUUUUAGCAGUUAAAUUCACUGAAAACAUCACAAAUGAGCUGAACAUUACUGAGCAUGCAGACUUAAACCAGGUUAGUAAAUACCUGCAGGAAAUGAAAGCGAUUCUAAAAGUGCUAAAAAGAAAUAACAUGACAGAAAUCCUAAUACAGUUUCAACAUGUUGUUCAAGAAUCUAACUGUGAAAAACAAACAGAAGCGGAAUUUCUUUUGUGCACUUUCAAUCUAACGUGUCAUAUUCUGAAUACCCUGGGAAAACUACAACUACCUAAUCCACUCAGUGGAAAAAUCAACGAUUUGUCCUUAAUUGCAACAUUCUGGAUGAGUGAAAUGGAUACAACUGUAAAUAUUUACCAGCAAAUGAUUUCCUUUUACAAUCUAACAAAAAGUGUCUUGCAAAAUCAAGCAACCCUACAAGCAAUUCUCACCCAUGUAAAUGAAAUGUCAAACACUCUGCAAAAUAUUAAAAUGGAAAAUGGUACUUCUGGCAUUGUACAAAAUAUAAUUAGACUUCUUGAUCUGUUGAAACCAGACACUGUCUUCAGCCUGAACAAUAUUACUUGGAAUGUGAACAGUACCCAACUAGAAAAUGUACAAGCUCAGCUCAAAAUACUUCAAUGGUAUUUAAUAUACAUAACAAACAAUACAGAAUUUAAUAAUACAUCCAACAAAUUGUAUCCUAUGUACAGGCUUACACAGCUUAUAUUGACCAAUGGGAUUCUGACCAAAGAAGCAGAUAGACUUUUUCAACUGAUCACUGAUAUUGUAACUUCAAACCAGACAGACUCAGACUUCAUAAACCAACUCGAAACUUGGGUUGAGCUUUCGGAACUAAUAAAGUCAAUAUCAGCCAGGGAAAAUGGAAGUGCUUUUGUCUCAUCUGACCUUACUGCAAUUUGGCAAAGUAUAGACAAACUCAUGAGCGGAGAAUGGAACUGGGUCCAAAUAAACAGCAUAGCAAAUGUUGUGCACACGAUCAUGACCAGAGGCAAUAUUACAACUGAAGCAGAUAUCAUGCAACUUUAUGAAUCUUUAUUACAUUUUUUUAAUCAAACAAAUUCAGCAGGAUACAUGAGUUAUGUACAAUUAUUUAUUUCUAAUUUAGAUUCUUUGUCGAAAACAAAUUGCCAAAAUGUUUCCAAUGUAAUUACAAACAUGUAUCCGAUUAUACAAAAUGUGUUCCCUUCCAAUUUUUGGCCUAAAAAUACCAUUAUCCUAAAUGCCACCAAAGAGAUUUGUGAUUUGAUACAGGGGAACUCACAAAAUAACUUGGCCACAAUUCUGCGCAUUCUCAGAAUAGUUAUCACGGCUGCUGAGCCUCUUACACAAAAUGACACAAGAGAGUAUAUUAUUGCUGUAGAAACUAUUGCUGCAAUGGCAGAAGAUCUUAUUUCUGAACCAGUGCCCUCUUAUAAUACUAUUGUAACCGCUAUGAAAAUGAUACCAAAAAUUACUGAGUUAUUCAAUAUUGCAGAAAACACAACCAAUUGGGUGGAAAACACAGCUCUUAAUCAAUUACUUUAUCUGUUGUUGGACUUGGCAUGGAGCUCAUCUUUGUCUGAAGACAUAAUUCUUGCUAAAGUAAAAAAUGUUACUUUGGAAACAAUACAGAUUGUCCAGGACAUCCUCAACAGUCAGAAUGACUCUUCCUACAAAACAAUCUUUUCUUUUUCACUGGAGGUAGUUGAACUUUUCCUCAACAAGACUGGCAAUACAUCUUCUGAAGACUACUCUGUAAUGUCAUUUGUAAAGCAAGUUUGGGAUCAAUUUAGAGAAAGUGGAACUGAGCAUUUGAUCACCUCGAUUAUCAAGCAACAGAUUAUAAACACGUAUCCUGGAGGCUCAAAAGACUCUGCGAUUUGGGACACUAUUCUACAGCUUAUGAUUAAUAUCACAGACCUGAUUCUUUCUGACACCAAGCAGCACCAAAACUAUAGUAACGACAGCACAACCAUAAAUAUUCCACCUGUGCUUUUAGAAACUCUCAAAUACAUUUUGCUUCCACACACUGAAAACAUUACACAAGUCCUUAUCGAAUCCUGGGAAAUUCUUCAUAACAUGUCUCAAAUAUUAUUCUCCAUGUCUGAACAAAAUGAAACUAGCCAAAUCAGGAUUAUACUUACCAGCUUAAAUAACCUUAACAUUGGACAUGACAUUUUUAAUGACACAGUGAAACUGGUUGAACUUUUUUCUGUCAUAAACCAGACAGAACUUUUUACUGAAUUAUUCCACACUACCUAUAUUGCAUUAAACAAUAAUAGCCAAUCUGGAAUGCUUUUCUUGGAUGCCCUCGAUAUUUUCAAAGACCUUGUGGACUUGUAUAAUUCAAGUGACAUUAAAGAACUUUCUACAAUUUUUGAAAAAUACUUUCAGAAUCUCUUGGAUGCUGGUAUUGAUCUUAUGCUGUAUUUUAAUGAUCUCUUAGGGCAACAGUCUCAAGAAGUAAAUAACACAAUUGGACAAGUGCUACCAUAUUUUAUGUCUGCAGAGCUGCAAAAUAGAAGCAUUAACACUACAAACCAUAUUGCAGGGCUCUUCAAACUGAUGUCUGAGUAUGUUCCAAAGGAUGAUCAGGAUAUAUUCCAGAAAGUUGCAAAUACCACUCUGCUGCUUAUUGAUGCUCUAGAGACUUGCAGAAAUAAACCUGAGAACUGUUCAAAUCUUAAUGAAGGAAUACAGUACAUUGCAUCUGAUAUUACACAGAUUCUGUCAGCAAUACAGAACAAAAGCUUGGAAGGAUAUUUUGGAAACAACUCUCUCACUUAUAAUGCCCAGUCAUUGAAAAACUUGGUCAAUGAUGUUAAUUUGAUAUGGUAUUCUCAAGGACACCCAAAUUAUACCACAGAAACACUGAUAAACCUUUUUGAAGACUUCCUUGCAGUAAGGAGCUUUAUUUUGAACACCACAUUAAGAAAUGAUCUCAAUUUAACAAUGUCUCCUUCUCUACAGAGCAUUCUAGAGGUUCUAGCAUCUUCCAAUAUCUCUGAAUACCUUUUUCAAAUACAGAAUUUGCUCACAUCGAACUGUAUAAUCCAGGAAGAUAUAGAUAAAGGGGUGUGCAAUUUAAACCUUAUAUCAAAGCUUGCACAUCUCUUAAGUCUACAUCCCUUAACAAAAGUGGCUCAUGACAGGCUCUCAGUCAUUUUCUCAUUAGCUGAACUAUGGCUAAGUAAAAUCAAUGCAUCUAUUUCAGCGUAUCAACAACUUUCUGAUCUAUACAACGUUACAAUGUUUGCAUCUAAACACAGACCUGUUCUAUAUGCAAUAAACAAAACAACAGAAAAUAUUGUACAGUUAUUACAGCAGACUGAGACUUUCCUAAAUGUCAGUAUAAAUGGAACCAUGUCAAUGACCACACUUCUUUCUAGGAUCUUAAAAGUUAUUGCUUUUGAUAACAAGCUAAAUUUUUCAAAUGCAUUCUUACAAGUUAAUAUCAAUGACAGCCUGGUGAGCAUAAGACUGCAGAGUGAUAUUGCUUAUUGGCUCAUGUCCCAAGUGAGAAAUAUUACCCCUUUUCUGAAAACAUUGGCAGGUGACUAUACAAAUCAGACUGUUGGACAAUGGAUAACAGAUAAUUACCAAUACAUAAAUCAAAUUUUUAGCAAUGCAGAAAAUGUGAUAGAUGCAUUGAAUUCAAUUAAUGAACUGAAAGACCAAACACCUAUAUUCAAUUCUGUAAAUGAAAAAUACAGACUUAUACUCUAUAAUGUUCGAGGACUACUCCAGAAUUUGUCAAAUACUUACUUAUUUGAAAACCUAGUAAUGCAUGAAAACCUUCAAAAUACCUCCUGGCGAAGUGUAAUGUGGCUUGUUUUUAAUGUUACAGAACUGAUCAUUACUGAAUCCUCUCCCAGCCCACCAUAUAUUACCGCCAAUGCAACAAUGACAAUUCUGCAGAUGGUUUUUGAAAAUAUCCAGCAGAUGAUGCUACUUCAGAAAGAGAACAUAAACCAAGUUCUAAUGGAAUUCUGGCAAAUGGUUCUUGAUGUAUCUGACAUAUUCUUUGCAGUUGGACAAAAUCAUACCAGCCAGCUAGAGAUGCUAAUCACCAAUGUGAACAAUCUGAACUUUGGACCUGAUUUCAUCAAGGAUGCAUCCAAAUUGAGUGAACUAUUUUCUAUUAUAAAUCAGACAGGGCUUAUUACUCAACUAACCAACAAUCUUCCUACUGCCUUUAAAUAUGAUAAUAUUCAACACUUCAAGCUCUUUCUAGAUGCAUUGGAUAUUUUCAAUGGCCUUGUUCAAUUGAACAGUAGAAUACAUAUUUAUGAACUUUCUUCUGUCUUUAAACAAUACUUGCAGAAUUACACAGAAGCUCAAAACCAAACACAAAAUUCACUGAAUAUGAUUCUAAAUGUUUUGUUUUAUCUCAAUAAUCUAACAGGAGAACUAUUCGGGGAACUAGAUAUUAAAUUCAUGCAUGGGUUGUUCCAGUCCCAAGAGCUAAAAAAUCGAAGUAGUAAUUUCACAAAUCAAAUUGAAACGCUCUUCAAUUUUAUUUCUGAGUAUGUGCCUAAGGAAGAGCAGGGCAUCUAUCAAAACGUUGCAAACAUCAGUCUGCUGCUUAUUGGGUCAACAGAGACUUGUACUGCUAAACCUGAGAACUGCACCAGCAUUUUUCAAGGAAUCCAGCAUUUAGUAUUGGAUAUUACCCAAUUUCAGGCAAUAACAGAGAACAAAACCUUGGCUGGACUCUUUUCAAACAGCUCGUUAUUGCUGCUUGAAUCACUGGACCAAUCAACAAAGGCUGUUAUCAGUGACAUCAUAACCAUACUGUUGAAUACUCGAAAGCACCUAGAUAAUUCAUCUGAAAUGGUAUCGGGAGUCUUUGAAGAACUGCUUACAGUGAGGAACUGGAUUUUCAACAACACAUUAAGAAAUGAUCUAAACUUAACAAAUUCUACAUCUCUGCAGAACAUUGUGAAAGUGCUGACAUCAUCCAACAUCACAGAAUUUCUGUUCCAAAUAGAAAAUAUUAUACAUACAUCCAACUGUUUUAACCAGAGUGGAGCAAACCCCUUACUGUGUAACUUAAACCUUACACUGAAGCUUACACAUCUCUUAAUGUCACUGCCAUUGUCCCAGUCAACUAAAGACAGCUUUUUAAGAAUUUCAUCACUUGCAGAACAGUGGCUAAGUAAAGCCACUGAUAAUGUUUAUACAUAUCAGCAGUUCACUGAAUUCUACAACGCUAAACUGAUUGCAUCUGAAUACAAAACUGCUUUAAAUUUAAUUAACAGAUCAGUUGCAGAUAUUGUACAGUUUUUGCAGGAAACCGGGGCAGUACUAAAUAUUACUUUUAAUGGAACUGAUAAAAUGGAUGCUCUACUUUCAGAAAUGUUGUCAGUAGCUGGUUUCGUUGGCUCUAACUACAAUUUCUCAAGCAUCAUACAACACAAUAUCAGUGACAUUCUAAACAACAUACAGUUUCAGCUUGAUGUUGUGCAGUGGUUUAUUAUCCACGUUAGAAACCAGACAGGGUUCAUGAGCACAUUACCAGGAGCCUAUACCAUACAGCAACUUGCACAGUGGAUGAUAAAUAAUUACCAAUACAUCAAGGUAAUUAUUCAUAAUAUAGAGCAUACAAUUAAUGUAUUCAACCCAUUUUUUACCCUGACCGAUGUAUUACAAAUAUUCAACACAGCCUCUCAAAAUGGACAAUAUAAUUUGCUUCUUUAUAAGAUUAAUUCAGUAUGGCAGAAUUUAUCAAAUGGUUCAUUUUUUGGAGAUCUUCUCGCAAACAAAAGUGUUAUAUGGCAAAAUGCUCUGCAACUUGCUUCUAAUAUUACAGACCUGAUCAUCACUGAAGCAUCUUCCAACCCACCUUAUAUUACAACUAAGACAACAGUGAAAAUUUUACAGGUGGUUUUAGGAAAUCUUCCCCAGAUUUUGCUCUCAGGCAAUGAUAACAUCACACAGGCUUUUAAGGAAUCCUGGCAAACUGUUUUGAACAUAUCUAAAAUAUUUCUUGCAUCAUCUCAACAGAAUAAAACCAGCCAGCUAGAGAUGCUCAUCACCAGUUUAAAUUCACUGAAUUUUGGAAAUGACAUUUUUAAUGACACAGCCAAGCUGGUUGAAUUAAUUAAUAUCAUAAAUGAGACAGGGUUUGUUAGUGAACUAGAUAAUGCUCUUCAAAUUAUUUUGAGCUAUGAUAAUAUCCAGAAAGUAAAACUAGUCCUUAAUGCAUUGGAUAUCUUCAUGGGCCUUGUUGAAAUCAAUAAUGCAACUAAUACUCGUGAACUUUCUGCUGUCUUCAGAAACUACUUGCAGAUUCCGUCAGAUUUUGGAAACCAUACAGAAAUCACUCUUACUAUGAUCCUCAACGUUUUGAAGAAUUGUAAUAAUCUAAUAGGGAAACAGUCCAGUGAUGUGAAAAAUGUAAUCCUUGAGGUUCUACCAUUUUUCCAGUCCCCUGAGUUAGAAACUAUAAAUAAUACUGUGACAAAUCAAAUUGCAUUGCUUUUCAACUUGAUCUAUGAGUAUAUACCAAACGGAGAGCAGGACACUUACAAAAAAGCAGCCAAUUCUAGCCUGAUGCUUAUUAAGGCCAUAGAGAUAUGCAAUACGAGACCUGAAAACUGCACCAAUCUCAUUCUAGGAAUCCAAAAUUUUGUGCUGGAUAUAAGACAGGUUCUUACAGUAAUAGAGAAUAAGAGCUUGGCAGAAGAUUUUAAAAAUGACUCCUUCCUGCAGGUGGAAUAUUAUGACCAAUCACUUAAAACUCUGCUUAAUGAUAUCCUCUGGAAUGUUCAAGUAAGCUCCAAUAAUACCAAUGAAACCUUGUCUGUAGUUUAUGAUGAACUUCUUUCAGUGAGGAACUGGAUCCUCAAUAGUACACUUAGAAAUGAUCUAAACCUUACUAUUUCUCCAUCUCUGAGAAAAAGUCUUGAGGUUCUGUCAUCAACUAAUAUCUCAGAGUUUAUUUUGCAAAUUCAGAAUAUACUUCUCACAUCAAACUGUGUAAACCCUACAAAUGCUGAUCCAUUACUUUGCAACUUAGAGCUAACAUUGCAACUUACACAGCUCUUAAAGGCAACAUUGUUGCCACAGCUGACUCAAGACAGACUCUCAUCUAUCUAUUUAUUAGCAAGGCAAUGGCUAAGCAAAGUUAAUACUACAAUUUCUUCCUAUGAACAGCUCAAGGAAUUCUACAAUCUUACAGUUCUUGCAAUUCAGCAUCAUCCAAUUUUACUUGCAAUAAACAAAUCUUUUGUGGACAUUAUACAGAUAUUACAAGACAGUGAGGAACCAUUAAAUGUUUCUAUAAAUGGAACUCACGUGAUAGCUAAUCUUAUUGCAGACAUGUUACAAGCAAUUGACUUUAAUUCAUCCAAUUAUAAUAUUCCCUCUUUGUUACAGUAUAAUAUCAGUGAUCUUCUGGAAGGCAUACAACUACAGCUUGACUUGGUUCAUUGGCUUAUGCUUCAAGAAAGGAACCAGACAUCAUUCUUGGAUCCUUUUUCAAGAGCCCACACACAAAGCAUUAUGCAGUGGUUGCAUGAUAAUUACAAAAAUCUCAGACAGAUUAUUAAUGAUGUUGAAACUGUUCUCAGCUUUUUAAAUUCUACAUUUAGCUUAACUGAUCUGAUACAUUUAGUGAAUGCAACUCUUCCAACUAAACAAACCCAGCUUAUUAUACAGCAAGUUGACCAAGUGAUGCAGAAUAUUUUAAAUAUUUCUUUUCUAAUUAAUCCAAGCAGCCAAACAGGUGUUGAAUUAGCUUUGCUUCUCUCUCAAGAGAUGAAUAAUACAUUAUUGCCAGCAGUUUUGCAAACCAUAAAUGUUGCACUUGAAGUUUUACAAGGCAAAAAGGACCUUUAUCUAGAGUACCCAUCUCAAAUCAACCUUACAGUAGAAAAUAUUGCUACAAUAUUGAAAGAAGGAAUGGAUAUCCUAAAUGAUAUUCAAAUGAAAGAGAUGGUAAAUAAAGAAAUGAUUUUACGAAUUUACAACUUUACUCUCCUGCUGGUUCAGGAUGAAUUGCACUGGGUUCCUUUCCAAAACAUGUCUGCUAUGAAAACAGAGUUGCUGGAUGUUUGGUACUUGGCUAUGAGUCCAUUCUUAGGAGGAAAUAUAUCAAAACAAUAUACUGGUAACUGCUCUGUUCAAGAUGUUUUACAUAUACUCAUUAAGACAAUAUUUAAGAAUGCUACUGUGAAUGAAUCUUUGGAGGAAGGAAAAUGUUUAUGGCAGUUUAUAAGUAACACUUCUGAUAACAGCACGAGACACAACUAUACACUGAAUGAUAUUAUUUAUCUUGCAUUACAGAAUUCUCCUAUGCUCCAUAAUGUCUCUGGUGAUAACAGUUUGCACCCAUUAGCUAAUGAAAUCACAUUCUUGAUGCAGUUCAUGGAACUUUCUGUUGGCGUACUGGCAGAGCUAAAUAAUCUUUCUGGCUUGCAGAGUCCACUCAUUAAUUUGCUACACAAUAGUUUUACCUGUAUUUCUUCUCAUUUACCAGAACAAAAUUCCACCUUUACAUCAGGAAUACAAUUAAUACAAAUCUUUCAUAAUAUAUUUCUGAACCAGACCAACCCACUUCACAGUUUCAUUCAAUUUCUCAUUAAAAACAUUAAUUCAAGUGCCGAGACUCCAGAUAUGCAACUAAACUGGGCAGAAUUAUCCAAGAUUUUGGCUUCACUUCACGGCCGGUUUGAUAGCCACAUUUAUGAGAUUAUUCAGUUAGCCUUUAAUGUAACACACCUACCACCCUUGCUAAAGUCAAUUGGUCAUAUAGACAGCUUUUUAUUGAUAAACUGGACUGUUGCUGAAAUUGAUAGCUCCAUUUCUGUUCUGGAAACUAUAAGAAGCACUCUCAGUCUUAUUAAUAGCCUUUCGGCAUGGGAUUCAAAAACAAUUCAGAUUUAUCAAUCCAUGCUGUCUUUAUUGAAAGAUUCAAGCCUUCAAUUUCUUCUAAACCACAAUAAUAACACAGUGGAUAACUUUACCCUGACAGUGAAUACUGAAUGUGAAGCAAUACUGAAACUGGUUUUCAGAUUUUCAGAUUCCGUUUGGGUGGUAUUUGAUCCAACACAUCAACAAUUGGAAGAAAUGUUAAUUUCUAACAUAAGCUCAUUGGCUUGCAGUCUCUUGAAUUACCAACCAGGCCAUUUCAAUGGAGUUUUAGAACUGGUGACAAUUAAAAAUAUUUUACCUUACAUAACAUAUUUUGUUCCAGUGGAGAUGACUAACUAUUUCACUGCUUUAGAGAAUAUUGUUUCAUUUUUGUCUGACAAUCUAAACUCAUCAAAUAACUCUAUAGAGAACAUAGUAAUGGGCAUUUCUAACUUGCUCCUUCAAGAAUUAAGACUCUUCAACGGCACAACAUUUGUAGCAGAUUGGUUGGAAAGCCUUCCUCUACAGAACAUCAACUUGUUUUUAUCAAACUCUUUUGUCGAUGUGACAGCCACACAGAGCUCUGCUGCACAGAUGGUGGUCUUGAAUUUGGUCUCCAAAGCCCUUGGUGCCACUUCAUACACACAGGCGAUUUCUUCCUUAUCUAACCUGACAACAUAUGUGAUGAGCAACACUGGAGCCAUUGCCUCAAGUAGCAUCAAUUUAACCCCACAGCUUUUGACUCUUGUGGAGGAAUUGGCUAUUAAAAUACAGAAUGUAUCACUGACUGGACCUUAUGAAAAUGCCAAAAGUUGUUUGAUGAAUACUGUCUCCAACCAGUCAUCAGGUCAACUUGAAGAGAUGAUUCAGAUCAUUCAGGCCGUGUUCACUCAAAGCAAUGAAUCAGCCAACGCAUCACUGACUCUAGAUUUGCUCAAAGAAAAGAUACAACAAUUGCAAAAUCUGACAACUCUAAUCUGCAGAUUUGGAGAUUCGGAUCAGUCCCACAGCUACUGCAACUUUACAUGUCAAUAUCAAAUAAUGCUGAAAUCUGCUGCAGACCUUGCGAUUUCAGUAACCAGGGACACGGUUACCACUGUCAGCACCACAAAUACAGACAAAAUAGCAGCUUUUUUUGACAGCUUGCUUGAAAGUCUCCAGGAAGCUCUGUUAGCAGAUCUGAGUUCUAUGUUUCCAACAAGUAUAUCUAACAUAACAUCAACAUUGAAUGCUUACAUUAAUGAAACAUCCCCCAGUUUUACAGCAAAUUUAGGAAACCUGUUCACAAACACCAAUCAGGUGGACAAUCAAUUGAAUGAAAUUGUGAAAAUAAAUAACGAAAGUAGAAGUGCACUGCUGAAUGUGCCAAUCCCAAACAACUUCUCCCAGAUUAUUGACGGGUUUAUGACACUGGACAAUUGCCGACUCAACGCCUCUAUUGUCACCGAGCCAUUCCGGGUGUUUUGCAAUCUUUCCUCAGAGCAAGGAUAUGAGAUGGCCAUCAUAUUUUUGCAGAAUGUCAAUAUUUUUAAAAUGUUUUACAGGUUACUGGUUCCAACAACCUUGCAAACAACCAUAGACCUUAUAUUGACUGCACUGAAUAAAAUGAUUAAUGACUGGAAUGCAAUGCUUGCACAAAUUCCCCCUGAGCAAGAACUGCAGCAAAUGCUUGAUGUCAUUAACACUUUUAUGAGCAUGUCCAAGCAGAGUAAAAAUACAUUGUUAAGGAAAAAAAGAUCCACUGAUACCCGUACCAUCACUAUAACUGAAGUCUCAAAAAGUAUCUGCAGUAACAAUUUCACCAGCCUCAGGAAGGCCCUUCAACAGCUGUACUCUACAAACACUUCCAGUGCAAAAUCAGCAAGCCUCACUGAUACAUAUGGCAUUCCUACUGACAAUGCAUUCUGCACCCAGCUCUUCAUGAAUUUAGUUUCCACGACCAGUGGGACUGCCUCUUGGCUUCUGCUGAAGCCCCUGUUAUAUGGACAGAUUCUUUACACACCAAACACCAUCCUAACACAGCAAAUAAUGCAGAAGGCGAAUGCCACCAUUCAGCAGGUUGUGGGAUACAAAGCCAAUGUCAGCAGUUGGGAUACUAGCAUCCAGCAGUUAUUAAAUCAAUGGGAUACACUUCAGAAUGCUGAAUCUCUUAUUGGACCUCUACAGGUUCUGCUCAGCAAUUCUUUUAUAAAUAGCCUUCUUGAGGAGUUUCUGCAUACUAACGCAUCUCAAAUCAAUAGUACAAUAAACAGUGCCUUAAACAUCAUAAAUCUGCUCAAGAAGAACAUGAAUAAUAUCAAGGAAUUCCAGCCUAUUGCAGUUGUGCUAAACAACUUAUUAUCCUGUAUGACAUAUAACCGUAUCCAGCCAAUGAACAGUGUAGAAGAAAUGCAAGCAAAAGCAGAAGAACUGCAGAAAAACAACCAGCUGUUUGCAGCUGUGACGUUCGAUCUUCCCUCUGAGACCUCUGGGCAGAAUAAAGCAUCAUCUAAUCUACCCAAGCACAUCAAGUACACAAUUAGCAUGGAGCCCAUGCUCUCAGAGGACACCAGUGUCAUCAGAGAAUCAUAUUGGACCCCUGUCCCAGCCAGCUCCAUGAACAAAUACAGUCGAGGCUUUGUGUAUCUACAAGAAAAUAUUGAUAGAGCUAUUAUUGAAAUGCAGACAAAUAAGAGUGUCACUAAUAUUGGAUUGCAAUACCAGCCAAUGCCAUACCCUUGCUACAAGAGAGACCGUUUCCUGGCAAGCAUGGGCUACACUCUGCCAAUCGCACUGAUGAUUACAUGGGUCCUUUUUAUCUCAGCAUUUAUAAAGAAGAUUGUGCAUGAGAAAGAGAUGAGGUUGCAUGAGUACAUGAGGAUGAUGGGAGUCAACUCGAACAGCCAUUUUUGUGCUUGGUUCAUUGAGAGUGCAGCGUUCCUAUUAAUAACACUCAGCAUCCUAGUUAUGCUUCUGAAAUUUGGCAAAAUGCUUCCCAAUAGCAAUGGCUUUAUUCUUUUUCUCCUUCUCCUGGAUUAUAGUUUAACAAUUAUUGCCAUGAGCUAUCUCAUCAGUGUUUUCUUCCACAACACCAAUGUGGCUGGACUUAGUGGAAGCCUGAUCUACAUCAUUACUUUUUUCCCUUUUAUUGUCAUUGUCACAAAGGGGUCUGUUUUAUCCUUUUCUGCUAAGACAUUGCUGUGUAUUUUUUCUCCAACGGCACUGAGCAAUGCAAUCCAGUAUGUGGUUUAUUAUGAAGAACAAGGUGUCGGGAUCCAAUGGAGUAAUAUGUACAUAUCCCCACUUCUAGGGGAUUCAAUGACUUUUGGGUGGUUAUGUUGGCUCUUGCUAAUAGACUCAAUGAUUUACUUCCUCGUUGGCUUUUAUAUUCGGAUGGUAUUUCCAGGCAAAUAUGGAAUCCCAGCUCCCUGGUAUUUUCCCUUCCAGAUAUCAUUCUGGCUGAAAUGCUGUGGGCUUGAAUCUCUGCGCCCCACAAAAUCAAGUGGAUUGAUGUUUACCAAUAUCAUGGCAGACAACAUAUAUCAUAGAAAGGGUGCAGAGAAUGAUCUUUGUCCGUUAAAUGAACAAGAACCCAAUGGUCUUACUGUGGGAGUGUCACUUCAUGGCUUAACAAAAGUUUUCCAGUCCAAAACAGCUGUCAAAAAUCUAAAUUUAAACUUCUACGAGGGUCACAUAACAGCACUUUUGGGGCACAAUGGAGCUGGAAAAACUACCACUCUGUCCAUGUUGACAGGUCUCUAUGGUUCCACUUCUGGUACUAUUUAUGUGUAUGGUGAUGAUAUCAGAACAAAUUUGGAUCGUGCUAGGAGCAACAUGGGAGUCUGCAUGCAAUAUGAUGUUCACUUUGAUCAUCUUACCACUAAGGAACACUUGCUGCUUUAUGGUUCUAUCAAAGCUCCUCAAUGGAGCAGGACACAUCUACAUGACGAAGUGAAGAGGAAUUUGAAAGACACAGGAUUAUACAAUCACCGCCACAAGCCUGUGAAGGCCUUAUCUGGUGGCAUGAAACGGAAGCUGUCUAUUUGCAUGGCUCUGAUUGGUGGUUCCAAAGUUGUGAUCUUAGAUGAACCAACCACUGGUGUAGACCCCUGUUCAAGACGUAGUAUCUGGGAGGUCAUAUCCAAACAGAAAAAAGAUAAAACCAUCAUUUUAUCCACCCACCACCUGGACGAGGCAGAGGUGUUGAGUGACCGGAUUGCGUUUCUUGAGCAGGGAGGCCUGAAAUGCUGUGGGUCGCCUAUGUAUCUUAAAGAGAAGUUUGGCAGUGGCUACCACCUUACUCUCACUAAAAAGUUUCCGAAUCGAGAGAACCGAGAAGAAUGCAAUGUAGAGGCGGUGACUGAUCUCAUAAAGUCUCAUAUUUCAGAGGCACAUUUAAAGGAGGAUGUUGGAGGAGAACUUGUGUACAUCCUGCCUCCAUUCAAUGCUGAAAUAUCUGGUGCCUACUUAUCUCUUCUCCAAGCUCUUGACAGCAGGAUGAAUGACCUCCACAUUGGAUGCUAUGGAAUCUCAGAUACUACCAUAGAAGAGGUGUUUCUCAAACUGACUGAUGGCCUUAAUGAAGAUGAAGAAGAUGCAAUGGCUUGGUCGAACACAAAGACGGUGGUGCCUAUACCUAGUGAAGAAAAUGUGAAUGUCCAGGAUGAGUUGUCUUUAACCAAUUACAGAUUUUCAGAUAGAGAUGACCAGCCCCUGACCAAUGAGGAAAAUCUUUUUGGCGUGUCUUUGCUCCUUAAGAAAAUCAUGGCCAUCUUAAUUAAGAGGCUCCACAAUUCAAGACGAAACUGGAGGGGCCUAAUAUCUCAGGUUCUGCUCCCUGUACUCUUUGUUGUCAUUGCCAUGGGGCUAGGGUCACUUUCCUCAAAUGAGGUAUCUUUUCCAGAACUCCUGCUGACACCCAAUCUUUAUGGUACAUCUUCACAGUCAGUGGCAUUUGGGCAUACUGAAAGAACUUCUAAUCUGGUCUCAGCAAUGAAUUCAUUCCCUGGCAUAGACAACUCCUGCUUGAACCAAAAUGCUAAUUGCUUGAGCCAAAGUGGUUUGGGUUUAUGGACGUCUGACAACCAGUCGCUUUCAUAUGGUUCCUGCAACUGUUCAACUGGUGCACCGGUAUGCGAUGCAUCUUCAGCUGCUCCACCUCAUCGCCGGACCUUCUCUGAGCAGAUGCUUUAUAAUGUCUCUGGAUAUAAUAUGGAAAACUAUCUCCUGACCAGCAAUUUACAGUUCAUCCAACAGCGAUACGGAGGGUGGAGCUUUGGCAUCCCAUGGGUCUCAAGUACCCUCGAAACACUUGCAAACCAAAAUCUAAAUAUGACAAUAAGCAAGGUGUGGUUUAACAACAAGGGUCCUCACAGUCUCCCAGCGUUCAUUAACAGUUUUGACAAUUUUCUUCUGAGGGCCAACUUACCAAGCAACAAAUCUGACCAGUACAGUAUUUCUGUCGCCAGCAAACCUCUCUCUGGAACUGUGAUGCAGGCAUCCACGACUGUUAGCUUGGUGAAUACUUUAAUUGCUCUCUGUGUGCUUGUUGGUUACUCCAUCACUACUUCAAGCUUUGCAACUUACGUGGUAAAAGAGCAUCACAGUGGGGCAAAGAGACUGCAACAUAUUGCUGGAGUUGGAGAGACCUGCUAUUGGGUGACAAACUUCAUUUAUGACUCGCUCAUCUACCUUAUACCAGUGUCCCUCUCCAUAGCAACAAUAGCAAUCUUCAAACUACCAGCAUUCUACACCUACCCCAACCUCGGUGCAAUGUCUUUACUUUUUAUAUUAUUUGGCUAUGCCACAUUUUCAUGGAUGUAUCUUCUUGCGGGAUCUUUUAAGAAUCCAGGCAGUGCAUUCAUUACGUAUGUUUCCAUCAACCUGUUUAUUGGCAUCAAUACAAUCAUCUCUACCUCUGUUGUUUAUUUCCUUCUUGUUCAGAGGUCACCAUCGGAUAGUGAUUACCAGAGCCUGAAUCAGACCUACACUGUCCUCACAGACGUUUUUAAGGUUUUCCCUCAGUUCUGUUUUGGGUAUGGAAUGAUAUUGCUGUCUCAAAAGCAAGCUGAACAAAUUCAGUUAUCAGCCUUUGGAGGUACAAGCACAACAAACAUUUUUAGCAUGGAUGUUAUAGGCUGGUUCCUCUCUGCCAUGGUUAUCCAAGGAACAUUUUUAUUUCUGUUAAGAUUGUUAAUUCACGAUGGAAUCAUUUUCAGUGUCAAGAGUUUCAUCAAAAGAAACUGUAUGAAGUCUUAUCUUGCUGUUACAAAAAACCCUGAAGAAGAUGAGGAUGUGAGUGCAGAGAGAGAGCGUGUAGAUUCUGGUCAAGCUGCUACAGAUCUCUUACAACUUCAAGGCCUUACCAAAGUCUACCAUCAUGUCGGCAAAAGUAUGGUUGCUGUUAACAACAUGACUUUAAGUAUUCCAGCUGGAGAGUGUUUUGGCCUUCUUGGUGUUAAUGGGGCUGGGAAAACUACAACUUUCAAGAUGCUGACAGGAGAUGUUGCUCCAUCCAAAGGAAACAUACAAGUCAGGAACAAUUUUGGAAAUUUAGAGAAUAUCUUGGGCUAUAAUACAGACUGGUCAGCCUUUGGUUACUGCCCUCAAGAAGAUGCACUGGAUGAAUUAUUGACAGGAGAAGAACACUUGUAUUUUUACGCUCGAUUACAUGGGAUUCCAGAAAAGAAGCUCAAAGCAGUAUCGCUUAACCUCCUUCAAAAGCUGCAACUUGUGCAAUACAAAGACCGAAUUACAGCCGGAUACAGCUGUGGAACUCGGAGAAAACUCUCCACAGCCCUGGCCCUUAUUGGAAGACCUUCUAUUCUUCUCCUGGAUGAGCCUAGUUCAGGGAUGGAUCCAAAAACUAAAAGGCAUCUAUGGAAAAUAAUCUCUGAAGAAGUUAAGGAAAAAUGUGCAGUGGUCCUGACAUCUCACAGUAUGGAAGAGUGUGAAGCUUUGUGUACUAGGCUUGCUAUCAUGGUGAAAGGAAAAUUCCAGUGCAUUGGUUCCCUUCAACACAUAAAAAGCAGAUUUGGAAGCGGGUUUACAGUGAAGAUGCAUUUGAAAGACUCCUCUGUCAGUGUUGAGGCGCUUACCAGCUUCAUGUGCCGUUAUUUCCCAAAUACAUAUCUUAAGGAUCAACAUUUUACCAUGGUAGAAUACCAUGUACCGGUGACAGCAGGAGGCGUUGCAGGCAUAUUUGAUCUUCUUGAAGCCAACAAGUCAGACUUGGAUAUCAUUCACUUUUCUGUCAGCCAGACUACUCUAGAUGAGGUUUUUAUCAACUUCGCCCAAUCUGAAGUUAGUCCAGAUAAUUCCAGUGUGAGUCGCCAAGAGCUUCCAGAAGUUGCCUUUGUCACUGAAUGAAAUGUGUGAGACCAUUUAAAUGCAAAGACUCCUUUAGAGAUGUUUAUUGUGUGGCUAUUCAAAGCAUUAAGGACCACAAUGUUUUUGCUGAUUCAAACAAUGACGCAUAUAUAUAUAUAUAUAUAUAUAUAUAUAUAUAUAUAUAUAUAUAUAUAUAUAUAUAUAUAUAUAUAUGUAUAAUAAAUGCACUUUUAUAUAAUAUGACAGUUAAAUGCACUUGUUUACAGGACUUAGUUGUGUCAUCAGUAAAAUUCCCAUAUUUAUGAUAUCGAAUUUUGCUCCAAAAUAUGACGUUUUGAUUGACAAAUGCCAGGUUUACAUAAACCUUCUAGUGACGGGUUCACUAUUAAGGCUUAUUUCAUAGGCACAAGAGUCUGCUCAGAAAAUGCGAUCAAUUUCUUUUUCCUGCUAAAAUAGUAAUGUAUUGCAGAAAAUAUGCAAAAUAUCAGUGCUGGUAUCAGACCACUCUUUAGGCGGUGCCUUAUCUGAGAACAAACUGAAAACAAAAAAAAAGUAAUUUAAUUUUUACAAUAAAUAAAUAAUUAAAUAUAUCUUAUUUUUAUAAUUUUAUAAUGAUUUUCUUUAAAAAAAAAUGUUUACAUUUAUAUUAUUAUUUAAUGCAUUGCCAAUAUUUCUAAACAUUUCACUAUAUUCUGAUAGAUGCCUUUUUGCUUUGUAUUUGUACUGUAUGAACCCAAUGAUUAAUAUAUGGCUCGUAAUUCAAAAUUCAUAUAGAGACCAUGCUGGGCAAGUUGUGUGAGUUUAGAGCUCCAGAAACUGUUCAGGUUCCCUGUUAAAAUUGUUCUACUUACCACAUACAUAAUGCCUUAUAACACACACUGCCUCUGCCAAAUAAUUCUAUUAGUUUGUUUAAAAAUCUGACAAAAUAUACUGCAAGACAGCAGAAAGUUCUUGCGGCAUUGAUUUACUUUUUAAAAUUUCAAAACUUCUUGCUGCCUUGCUGUGUAUGCCAACGCUCGUUGCUUAUUGAGUUUAUUACUAUCAAUGAAAAGUCUGAUAUUCCAUUUCCUAAGUUGUGGUAUGUAUCAAAAGCCAUUUAUUUUGUGACUUAUAAAUAUUACUAACUGGUCUGAUAAAUUUCAUUGCAAGAGGGGAGAACAUAUUGCAUGCACUGUGAGCAUCCCUUCAAUGUAAACCCCUUGGACAUUGUUAUCUAGAAGGGAAUCUAAAUUAUUCUGCUCACUCAAGUAUAUUUCUCAUUAAGAAAGAGGCAUGCGGUAAAUCUAAAUACCAAUUUAUUUUCAAGGGAAAAACUUGCCAUUGAUAUAAACCUUUGCACUAUAUGCAAAAAUACCUUAAGGCCUUUAUCACAGGAACGUAGGUAAAAUAAUUGACUUGAUUGUCAUUUGUGUAAGAAUCUUUUCUUAUUAAUCUUUUACAUGUACUGUACUAGGUAUUUUUCUAAAUGGAAACAAAUGUUGGAAACAAAUAAGUGCACUUACAUGCCACUUUCAGUGUAUUUUGAGAAGGAAAAAAGCGUUUUAUUUGAAUAAAUGCAAUUUUUCAAGAA